Messenger RNA from Colletotrichum higginsianum IMI 349063, 480 nucleotides. RefSeq lists its product as uncharacterized. The coding region runs from base 1 to 480 and encodes 159 amino acids. The record is from RefSeq and is a predicted model, not a curated record. The transcript has 2 exons. NCBI's taxonomy places the organism in Eukaryota, Fungi, Ascomycota, Sordariomycetes, Glomerellales, Glomerellaceae.
AUGUCGGCCACAACCUCCAACUUUUUUCCUUUGGCGACCGAGACUUAUUUCCCAGACACCCCCGGCGAUGCCAGUUCGUCUGGAAACGGGGUCGAUACCGAGGCCGGGGCCUCUGGCGACAGCCCCGGGGCGGUCAACCUGUCCCACGAAGCCAUGAUUGCCAUCAUCGUGGUUGUCUCUGUAGUUGGCGCUCUCGGAAUCGGCAUGGCCGUGUUGUUCUACGUAGCCAAGAAGCGUGAAUGGAAAAUCCGGGAGACCAUGCGCAAGUCUGCCAGGAAAGUCGUUACUGCUCUCACGCCGCGGAGGACCGAGUUUCCCAGAUCCGUCAAGGAGUCUUCAUCCCCGCCACGCAGCCACCGCGGCCGCGCGAGACUGGCUGAUGACGUGCCGCCGACACCCAGACUUCGGCCAGAGGAUCUCGAAAAAGGCCUCGCACAGGCCGAGUCGAAGCGCAAGUUGAUGAGAUGGGGUCGCAAAUGA